AUGCCUUGCAUUUGUGAAGUAUUCAAAGGUAUGAGGUCCUCUGAAGCUGUAAGAGAUGAUGCUAUCCUAGCAAGCUUUUCUGAAUCAGGCACAAACUGGCUAAGUCAAAUCUUAACUGACCUGAUAGCCAUAUCUCAAAAGAAAACACCAGGUAGUGAAAGCAAUGUGAAUGCUGAAGAACCAGAAGAAUUCCCCUACCUCGAAGUUGGAGAUGCUGAAAAAUAUGAGCGAAUGAUCAAAUUACCUUCUCCAAGAUUUAUGGUUACUAAUCUCCGCCCUGAAAAUCUUCCCCAAUCUAUCUUCAAAAACAAUGCCAAGAUAUUAUUACUGAUUCGUAAUCCAAAAGAUGUUGCUACAUCUUUCUACCAUUUUUCCAAUGGCCUGCCUACUCUUCCCUCCUAUGAGACCUGGGAUGAUUUCUUCACAGAUUUCAUGACAAAGAAAACGGCCUGGGGAUGCUACCUUGAAUACCUUUCUGAAUGGAACAAAUAUGCUGACACAGAAAAUAUUAUGACAAUGACUUAUGAAGAGGUAAAAGAGAAUCCUGCCCUGAGUGUGAAAAACAUAGCUACAUUCUUUGGAAUUGCUCUGACUGAGGAAGAGCUCCAGCUGGUGGUAGAGAGGAGCAGCUUCCAGUCUAUGAAGAAAAACUCAGACAAGACCCAUGGGUCAUUUGGCAAGGUUCUCUUUCGCAAAGGUGGUGUAAGUGACUGGAAGAAUCUUUUCAGUGAAGAUCAGAAUGAGAAAAUGGACAAAGCAUUUGAAGAACAUAUAGCAGGAACGACACUCGGGAAAAAGUUGAAGUAUGACUUAUACUGCAAAGUUUGA
Passer montanus (Eurasian tree sparrow) is the source of this 828-nucleotide messenger RNA. RefSeq names its product sulfotransferase 6B1-like. Gene Ontology annotation, cellular component: cytoplasm. Lineage: Eukaryota; Metazoa; Chordata; Aves; Passeriformes; Passeridae. Gene Ontology annotation, molecular function: sulfotransferase activity. Bases 1 to 828 code for a protein of 275 amino acids. Gene Ontology annotation, biological process: sulfation. The transcript has 7 exons. The record is from RefSeq and is a predicted model, not a curated record.